This is a messenger RNA of Cynoglossus semilaevis (tongue sole), 6733 nucleotides long. It is a transcript of the gene trim46b, whose product is annotated as tripartite motif containing 46b. Gene Ontology annotation, cellular component: main axon. Gene Ontology annotation, biological process: anterograde synaptic vesicle transport; neuron migration; axonogenesis. The transcript has 13 exons. The record is from RefSeq and is a predicted model, not a curated record. Gene Ontology annotation, molecular function: protein binding; zinc ion binding. Bases 2287 to 4653 code for a protein of 788 amino acids. Lineage: Eukaryota; Metazoa; Chordata; Actinopteri; Pleuronectiformes; Cynoglossidae.
AACAGAGAUUUCAGUGUUUUAUUUUUAAAGUGAUCAACAGGAUGAAUAAUACACACAGAAUGGGUGAAAGGUCACACAAAAUACUAUUUUCAAGUUGCCCAGAUUGUUUUGGAUUAGGUCAUUUUUUAAGAGAAAAAUCCUCUGACUUUAACUUUAAUUUAAGACUUGAAUGUAUUUAAACAGAUUCUGAAGGAUAAUUUAGUUCCAUUAGAAUUAUUCUAAUUACAACAGUGUGUAUUGUGUUCAGUUGAUGGGAUGAGUACCAGACAGUGCUGAUUUAAUCAACGCUUCACAUCAAACUGGAACCAAAUACAGUACAUUGAUAAAUUGUGAGUAGUUUCCGAAUUUCGGCAGAUCACAAACAAUUUGACGAACCUUAAAACCGCAGGACGAGUUCACAAACAAUCCAUGAAUAUAUACUGUAUAUAUAUGUAAAAAAAAUCAAUGAUUAGUUCAAACUUCUAUUUCGUUGAUCUAUGUGGUGUCAAUGGAUGACAUUUUACUGAGCGGUGGCGCCAUCUUGUGGCGACAAUUUAGUCUUACAUACUACGUGUCACAGUAUACAUAUUCAUUUGUGUUUUUCUUUGCAUAGUACGUGUACGUGCAUUUGUGCACCCGCGUGAACCAAAGGAUUUGAUAGUAGUAGGCUGCAAUACCUCGUAUCAUCACUGGGGGUCACUGAAAUUAUACAAGUGAGAACAAACCUCUUUAGGUAAUGAACAAGAGUGGAAGUAAAAACAGAAAAUAAAAGCUGUUCGACCAAAUAGAAUAUAUAAAAUAUUCAACAUUCAUAUUUGAUUUCUCUUUAAUAUCUUUAGACAUAAUAAAUGUAAACACUGGCUGCAUCCCACCUCAGUGAGUGGCCAACCCCCCCAGUUUGGGAACCACUGGUUUAGACAAUGUAAAAUAACUGGUCCUCUAAAUGUAGAGUAAGUGUUCAGGAGGGUCCGGUGGUCUGCUCCUGUGUCCACAUCCAUCACACAGACGCUCUGUCCCUUCCUGUGACAUCAGGCUCUCACCGCUGUGCGCAACAUCACAUGAAGGUAACCGGCGGUGCAGGAUGGGAAAGCAGGGGGGUUAGAGUGUGUCUGUGUGAGAAUUACAUCCACAGGCGUCUGCUGCUGGACACACACCGACAUUAACGCACUUUUCUGCGUCUGUUUUCGACCUGAACUGAAAAAAAGUGACUGUUUUUUUUUUUUGGUGCGUAAAAAUAUUCAGAUCGACUGUCUAUUGAUCUUUCACCAAACGGGAGAAAAUACCCUUUAGGUUUCCUCACCGGGAAUACUGAGCAACCAGAAAAUAGGUUACGUUUCGUCUCUCUCUCUUUCUCUCUCUCUCUUUUAAAGUUGUUUAUUCAGAGCCACAGGAUCUUUGAUGAUCCGGACACAUCGCGGUUUACGUCCAGAUGAUGAAACCCUGGAGGCAGCGUCUCUAAAAUGGCAGAGAUGGACGUGAAGUCAGCAACCAUGGACGCGUUGGUUCGCAUCAGCGUGAGUAAACGGACGCUUUAUUCAGUUCAUAUCGGAUUUCAAUGCCGCCGUUUGAUAUUUGUGGCUUUUAUCAUGUGUUUUUCGCGUGCAUGUGUGUUAUUAAUAAGCCACCAUGACAACAGUGUGUGUGUGUGUCUCAGAGCGUCUCUGGUCCACAGGCCUGCAGCCCUUAUUUUUGAAUCUAUGUCUCCUCCCAGAACGAAGGCACUGUAGUAAAACCGUACCUGGUACCGUCUGUACCACCUCGGUGUUUAUGAAACGCGUGCAGAUCAGAUCUACUAUGAUUUCCUGACCUCCUCCUCCUCCUCCUCCUCAGGCUCCAUCGGGGGUAAAUGUUCCUCAGUGUUAGAGGUGAAGGUUUGUGUUGUUGACAUUUUUUUUAAAAAAAUGUCUUUGUGGAGUAAAACAGAAUGUAGGUUAAAUAAAAUAGACGUGUCUCAUUUUUUCUUUUUUUUUUGCGGAGGUGGGGGGUUCGUUUCCAUGGUGACGGGAUGCGGGACAUUCGGCUGUUGCGGAUGUGGACGCUGUUCGCAGCCUCGACCCCGUUGGUUUGAACAUUUGUAAUGAAUUUGCUACAAGUCGGUUAAGAGCAGCCGGAAAUAAUAUUAAUAGUAAACACAUAAAUAUCAGGGUUUAGUCAUUUUACCAUGCGGUGAGGCGGAGGAAGAUGAGGAGGAGGAGGAGGUGUGGUGCCUCAAGCCCCUCCUCUCUUCCAAGUCUCUGCCUCCUCUCCAUGAUGGGGAUGCGCAUGUAGCCUCCUCCUGCUGCCGCUGCUGCUGCUGCUGCUGCUACCAUGGCGCCCAGAUUCCAGGUGAAGUCCAACAUGAAGAGCCUGGAGCAGGAGCUACACUGUCCGGUGUGUAAGGACAUCGUCAAACAGCCCGUGGUUCUGCCAUGUCAGCACAGCGUCUGCCUCAUGUGUGCCUCAGAGGUCCUGGUGGCAAAUGGCUACGCACCUCCGGACCUCCCCCCAGAGCCCAACUCACCGGCCUCCACACCCAACACCCGCUCACCCCGUCAGGCACGAAGGCCUACGCCCAAAGCUGAGCAGAGACCUCUGGACCGUGUGCUGCGUUCAGGUCCCCAUCCGCCCUCGCCUUCCAUGCCCAGAUCCCCCGGGUAUGGGACACGGCGUCGUAAGGAGGGUCCACCCGUGGUGAUGAUGUUCCCCUGUGUGCCAUGUGGUCGAGAUGUGGACUUGGGAGAGAAAGGUCUCACUGACUGUCUGCGUAAUCUCACCCUGGAACGUAUAGUGGAGAGGUACAGACACACAGUGAGCCUGGGCAGUGUUGCCGUCAUGUGUCAGUUCUGUAAACCUCCCCAGGCUCUGGAGGCCACCAAGGGCUGCGCUGACUGUAGGUCCAACUUUUGUAACGAGUGUUUUAAGCUGUAUCACCCGUGGGGGACGCCACGGGCCCAACAUGAACACAUACAGCCCACACUCAACUUUAGACCAAAGGUUUUAACCUGUCCGGAGCACGACCAGGAGAAACUGCAGUUCUACUGUCGGUCCUGUCAGCGGCUGCUCUGUCCUCUCUGCAAACUGCGACGCAUCCACACAGGACAUAAAAUACUUCCUGUGGCCCAGGCACAUCAAGCCCUGAAGGAGAAGAUUACAAAGGAGAUGAACUACAUUCUGUCGAACCAGGACACAGUUCUGUCUCAGAUCACUCAGCUGGAGAGUUCCAUCACACAGACUGAGGUAAACAGCGUCUCAGCCCGAGAACAGCUGGCUCAGAGCAUCAGGGAUCUGACGGCAGCCCUGGCCGAGCGCCACGCUUCCCUCACGCAGGCCCUGGAGACGGCGCGGCAGAAAAGAGGCGAGGCCUUGGCCGCUCAAGUGACGGAGAGACGCAGCCUGAUGGAACACGCAGGGCUCCUAGCUUUCACCCAGGAGCUACUGAAAGAAACAGACCAGCCCUGCUUCGUGCAGGCGGCUCGCCAGACUCACAACAGGUUGAGUAAAGCGAUCGAGAAUCUCCAGCAUUUCACUCUGGCCGCUGAUCCCUCCUUCAGACACUUCCAGCUGGACGUCUCCAAGGAGCUGAAGCUCCUGACGGAGCUGAACUUCAUCCAAGCUCCUCUGGCUCCAGUGAUCGACACCCAGCGCACCCUGGCCUACGACCAGCUCUUUCUGUGCUGGCGGCUCCCACAAGACUCGGCACCAGCCUGGCACUUCUCCGUGGAGUACCGGCGCAGGGGCGUGGUCCCAGGAGGUGCAUCCAGAGGUGGGUUCAGGGGAGGCUUGGCAGCAGCCAGGUGGGGCUGGCAGAGACUGGACGAAGUGAGCGGAACCAGCGCCGUGAUCGACAGGCUGGAGAUGGACAGUGUGUACGUGCUGCGGGUCAGGGGCUGCAACAAGGCCGGCUACGGGGAGUACAGCGAGGAGGUGUAUCUGCACACUCCCCCUGCACCAGUUCUUAACUUCUAUCUGGAUUCUCGUUGGGGUCUCCACGCUGACCGCCUGGUGGUCAGCAAAGAGCAGCGCUGCGCCCGCAGCGUCCCCGGCCUCUCGCUGCUGCAGGCCGCCGACCACGCCCUCACUUCCUGUCACCUGACUUCCGACCUCCUGGUCGGAGAUGUAGCCAUCACACAGGGACGUCACUACUGGGCAUGCUCCGUGGAGCCCAGCUCUUACUUAGUGAAGGUUGGAGUGGGUUUGGAAUCUAAACUGCAGGAGUGGUUUCACCUCCCACAGGACAUGGCCAGUCCACGCUACGACCCAGACAGCGGCCAUGACAGUGGAGCGGAGGACGCCCUGGACUCUGCUCCACCCUUCUGUUUCCUCACCAUGGGCAUGGGGAAAAUCUAUCUGCCCCAGCACAGCUACCACCACCACCACCACAACAACAACAACCGAGACAUCACCAACAACAACAACGGCCCUUCCUCGCCCUCUGGCCACACGUACCCACUGCCGCCCCGGCUGGGCGUGUGCCUGGACUUUGAGAAAGGUCGCGUCACCUUCUACGACGCUCAUUCUCUACGCCCCCUGUGGGAGGGUCAUGUGGAUUGCUCCGGCCCGGUGUGUCCUGCUUUCUGUUUCAUUGGUGGAGGGGCUCUGCAGUUGCAGGAGCUGGUAGCCAAUCGCAACGCAGACCAGACCCCAGUUCGUAGGGUGACCAUCCAACCCCGGGUGUCUAAUCUGAACAACAACUGAAGCCUGAUCUGGAAGGUUGAUUUACAGUAGGAUGAUUUCGGAAUGUUUUUGUUGAUGUGCUGUAUUUACUCAGUCGGGGUGAAAACGUUACACAUCUCAGUGAUUCUGUUUCUUAUUUCAUUUUCCUACCAAGAGAAAAUGUUUCUAUAGCAACAAAUAUGCAAUGUAAUUAAGUUUCUUACGUUUUUGUUACACGCGGUUUUGCAACAAGUAUUGCUUAGUGUUUGGUACAGAAGGUCCAGCACUUUAAUAUGUAACUAUAUCUUUGAUGCUUGCAGUUCGCAGCCAUAUUGCAUACAUUGAUAAAGCUUAUGUAGAUGCAGCACCAUGAUGUGAACAAGUCGUAUUUUCUACAGACGCUUUUACGAAUUUAAUUUCCAGGAAAGUUGGUACACUGUGUGAAAACCAUUCUUCAAAAAUUAAUAUGUAGGUAAGACACAUGCGACACACGCCAAACUACUUAGAACAGAGGCAACUUUACCCACGGGUCAUUCAUUUUCCUUAGUUGGACAUGUUAGUGCUAGUACUUUCAUCAGUUCUGCAGGUGGAAUUCUGAGUCCAUUUUCAAGCUGCUCAACAGUCUUUGGUCUCUGUUCUCUGAGUCCCCUGUCCCACAUGUUUAAAUGGAGACAGAUCUGGACUGCAGGCAGGCCAGUCUAACACAUGCACUUGACAUUAAGAGACAGAGAAAACAGUUCCAUUCUCUCCUAGUUUGUCACUGAUGACCUAGAAACCUCCUGUAGGCCAGAGUGUUUCUGUACGAACAAAAUUAACCUUUAUGUCAUUCCCUGAUAGGAAAGAUAGGAGUUAAUUUCUUGAAAAGGUCCUCUGACUAAUGUCCAUUUACCAAAGCCUUGCAUUUUUUUAUGCAAAGAAAACAGCAGGGCUCAAAGGUCAUGCACAUUCAGCAGCCUUUUCCGCCCCUGGUCUCCACACAGCAAGAUUUCCCCCUGACUUUAAACAACAUACUCAGAGCAAUCUCAUUAAAUGUUGUCUGUAUUUUCACUCUAAUUUAGCCUCUGUGCCAAGGUUUUUGGAGUGUGUUUAAAGAAUACAUUUCUAAAUUAUAAAUGAAUAUAAUUAAGUAAGAAAAAUAAAUGUCUGUGACCUUUGAGCUGUUAAAUUGAAGUUUAGAGCAAUUAGAAUUCUUUGGAAGUGUACCAACUUUUCUAGAAAUUAGGUUCUUACUUCAUGCCCUUAAUGUUUCAAGCUUUAGACAUUUUUGAAUUUUUUUAUUGCUAAAUUUGCCUUUCAUUUAUAAAUAUAUGAUAAAUUUUGUGAGUAAAAAAAAAAAAAAAAAAGAGUAUUUAGUGAGUGUGUAACCAGAGUUAAGGACACUUACUGCUGUGCUGUUGGUGACGACUCCCCAGUCAUUCACACAAUGUGGUCACAACCAGAGCAGUGUUGUCUCUCUGGGUGUUAGUGUGGUAAAUUAGAGGUAGAGAGGAACAAUGAGGCAAUACUGUAAUUAGGAGCAAUUAUGGCUCUGCUGCUGCAGAGCUAAUCACUACUUCACCCUGCUUCUGUUUGUGCAUCGCUAUAUUCAAACACACAUGUCUGCACAAGUGUGUGUGUGUGUGUGUGUGUGGGUUGACUGACAACAGCUUUGAUGGUGUGGAUCAGACUUAAACAUUGUUUAUUCCUUCAACUGAUUUCUGAUCUGAUUUUCUUCUGGCAAACGUUACAUUAACGAGCAGCGCGUCCCCUGAACUGGUACAAAUCCUUGUAAACUUCACCUGCUGGCAGAAUGUUUGAAAUAAGCCUUGAAUAAAUUGUUUCAAUUACGUAUUUAUUUCAGUUUUAUGUUAAUCCUUUUGUACAGUUACCCUCGACCCCCGCAAACCAUUUUAACCAAACUCACGGUGCAACAAUGCUCUUAUGUGGCCACUAGGGUGCAGCAAAGCACAGUGCAGCUUAACUAAACCAUGGCGCUGAUAUACAGCAUCCAACACGGAAGAUCUCGGCAAUGAGUGAAAGAGCAUUUGCUGAAAACCCAUCCUUGAGCUGACAGUCUUUCUCUCUGUAAGUCUACAGGUGUUGACAACCACUAUAACAAAUAGAAGAAAAAGAAGAAGAAGAA